AUGGGUCUCUUCUCGAGAAAAAGCAAAGCUGCCUCUUCCAACGCCGAAGCUCUCUCUGCCCACGGCUCCUCCAAGAACUCACACUCCAACAUGCAGCGCGCCAACAGCAGUACCUCGCAGAAUGCCCCUGUGCCACAGAUCCCGCUGCCAAAGGCUCCUGAUCCGAACAUCGACCCGGCCGCUUAUCUGCGCAGCAUCUAUGCCGUGAGGGAGCGAAGCAAGCUUGUGCUGGAGAAGGCGAAGAGGAAUCAGCUGCGUCAUUUCAAUGUCGACAUGUCCAAAUUCUCCGACACGGCGCAGUAUGUGGUAUCGAUCAUCAAGCGAGAUUUCGCCCCGAAUUACCAUGAGAUCCCACCUCACGGCAGAUGGCAGCAUUUCGAGAUUGGCGGCCGACCCAGAGUAGACCAGCUCAUGCAAACCUGGCCAAGCACCGUCGACAGUCAAGAACGAACCCGGCGACUGAUCGAUCUCUUCCUCGUGUCUGUCCUUCUAGAUGCUGGCGCGGGCACGAAAUGGCAGUACAAGUCGAAAGAAAGCGGCAAGGUCUUCAGACGGAGCGAGGGCUUGGCAGUCGCGAGUUUGGAGAUGUUUAAGACCGGUCUCUUUUCAAGCAACGAAGAGCAGCCAUUUCAAGUCGACAGCGAGGGAUUGAAAAAGCUCACGACCGAGAAGAUGGCCAAGGGCCUGCAAGUGACUGACGACAACCCAAUCGAUGGCCUUGAAGGACGAACGAGCCUACUCAUCAGACUUGGGGACGCUCUGACGAACCGCGAGAUCUUUGGCCUUGAAGCCCGACCUGGCAACAUGCUCGACUAUCUUCUCGCACAUCCGUCUACACAAGCGACUUCGAUACCGAUCAUCCCUCUUCCCACCUUCUGGGACACGCUCAUGAACGGACUUGUGACUAUCUGGCCAGCGACACGAACUCAAAUCGAUGGAGUGCCACUUGGGGAUGCCUGGCCGUGCGGAUCCAUGCCGUCUCAUCCGAAUAGCCCUUGGGAGAACAUUGUGCCAUUCCACAAGCUCACGCAAUGGCUCACAUACUCACUCAUGGUCCCUAUGCAGAAGCUUGCGAAUGUUCACUUUGUCGGCGUGGAACUCAUGACCGGUCUACCUGAGUAUCGAAAUGGUGGUUUGCUUGUCGACACUGGACUCCUGACACUGAAACCGGACGAUGCUAAGAGGGGCUUGGAACAGUAUCAGAUGAAUGCGACGAGACAGGGACAGCCCAAUGUGGAAGUUGUGCCUCUUUUCACCGCCGACGACGAUGUGAUUGUUGAGUGGAGAGCAUGUACUGUGGGAUUCCUUGACGAGCUGCUUGCUGAAGUCAACACAUUGCUGGGACUUUCUGGAGAUGAUAAGCUGAGCUUGGCCCAAAUGCUGGAGGCAGGAUCGUGGAAGGGCGGACGAGAAAUCGCCGAAGUCUCCAGACCAAACACCAAAGAGCCGCCCAUCAUGAUCUUAUCCGACGGCACAGUAUUCUAG
This is a messenger RNA of Zasmidium cellare ATCC 36951, 1485 nucleotides long. RefSeq lists its product as uncharacterized. Bases 1 to 1485 code for a protein of 494 amino acids. The record is from RefSeq and is a predicted model, not a curated record. The transcript is spliced from 3 exons. Lineage: Eukaryota; Fungi; Ascomycota; Dothideomycetes; Mycosphaerellales; Mycosphaerellaceae.